This is a messenger RNA of Akanthomyces muscarius, 891 nucleotides long. RefSeq lists its product as uncharacterized. The record is from RefSeq and is a predicted model, not a curated record. NCBI's taxonomy places the organism in Eukaryota, Fungi, Ascomycota, Sordariomycetes, Hypocreales, Cordycipitaceae. The transcript is spliced from 5 exons. The coding region runs from base 1 to 891 and encodes 296 amino acids. Gene Ontology annotation, molecular function: oxidoreductase activity.
AUGGCUGGUGACAAUAAAGACAAACUCGGUCAAGCAUCUGACCAGGUUGCAAGGCUCAACUAUAUCAGAUGGCAAGAUGUUUUCAAGACGGAAAAGCCUUACGAGGUGCUGUUCUCAGUACCGCAAGGGCGAGAACGGCAGAAUUUCGAGCUGGAAGCAGGCCCAGAACAACGAAUUCAAGCUGCUCGCGGUCGUGAGUCACAAUUUAACUUAGAUACCCAUGGUUUCGAGUUCAGACGGCAAACCAUGGAGCUGGAGCUUUUCACCCGAGAGAGGAUCGAAUCACUUUACUUUGCUUCCAUUAGGUCGAUUCUGGGAGAAGCUGUGGGAGACGCUGCCGAAGUCGUCAUUUUUGACUGGAGGCUUCGGUCAAGUGACCAGAGUCGUACCAUACACGAUCUGGGUGUGGACGCCCAGCAUGGCACAACGAGUGCUGUAUUACUCCCUGUCUGUGCAGUGCACAACGAUCAGAGUCGAUUGGGUGCUAUAAAACGGGUCCGUUAUCACAUGGGUGAUCGGGCUGAUGACCUUUUGCGUGGGAGGGUUCGCAUCAUCAAUAUCUGGCGCCCGCUACGAUUUGCGGUAGAAGACUUUCCACUAGCAGUGUGCGAUGGAAGUAGCGUUCCGCCGGAGUCCUUGGUGUCCGUGGAUCAUGUCACCAGAGGUUAUAUCGGGGAAAGCUACUACCCGCUGUAUCACGCGUCACACAGGUGGUAUUACCUCGAUAAGCAAACAAAAGACGAAGUCUUGCUAUUCAAGACGUUUGAUUCCUCAGCAGACGCUAAGGCAAAGUGCUGCCCGCACACUGCGUUGCCCCCACAAGACGUUGGCGCCAGCCACAAUCCGCGGGAGAGCAUCGAGGUAAGAGCGUUGGUAUUUACGAAGGGUUAA